AUGUCUUUUCUCCUCCGCCCCGUACUCUUCCUCUUAUCCCUCCUCCCCAUCCUCGCAUCAGCAUCACCGCGCCACUUCUCCACUCUCAAGCCCGCCUACUUCCUCCUCGCCGGCGACAGCACCACCGCCACCCAAAGCGCCAACGGCGGCGGCUGGGGCGAUGGCUUCCUAAACCACACUCUCCGGCAAGGCUCCUCGGGCCACAACUACGGACACAACGGCGCCACUACAAAAUCCUUCCGCGAAGGAGGCGAUUGGGCAAAAGUGAUUGAAGAGGCCAAAACAAAGAUUGGAAACUACACUGUUUACGUGACCAUUCAAUUUGGACAUAAUGAUCAGAAGGUUACCAGUGGGGUUAACGAGACGGAAUAUGGGGGUAAUCUCGAGAGGUUUGGGAGGGAAGUUCAAGAGGUCGGAGGGAUUGCUAUUUUUGUAACUCCCUUGACCCGUCGUAAUUACGCUGCCACUUCUCCUCCUACUAUCAAACAAGAUCUGGCUAUUCAGCGUAAUAUCACGAUACAAGCGGCUCACACCACCCGCUCCCGUCAUAUCGAUCUCAAUAUCGCGAGCACGGAUUAUUGCAACGAGAUCGGGCCGGAUGCGGCGUGGGAGUAUAAUUUGAACCCUACUGACCAUACGCAUUUGAAUGUACAUGGCAGUGUGGUGUUUGGGAGGAUGGUUAGUGAUUUGAUGGUGAAACAGUUUGGGGAUAUUAGGGCUGUGACGGAGGGCAAUGGGACAUUGAGUAGGGAGAUUUGGGGAGGAGUUGCUGCGUAGGAGGGGAGGAGGGGGGAAGGGGUGAAGGGGUGAAGAUGGAAGGGGAUGUGAAGGGGUAUGAGAAUGAUAUUGGUACCAACUUGGGCGUGCGCUCCUUGAUCAUUUUCCUAAGCUACUGAGUUCGAGACAUACAUUCAGGCAGAGCUCGAAUCAGUAAACACCGUUC
This is a messenger RNA of Aureobasidium pullulans EXF-150, 943 nucleotides long. RefSeq names its product esterase. NCBI's taxonomy places the organism in Eukaryota, Fungi, Ascomycota, Dothideomycetes, Dothideales, Saccotheciaceae. The record is from RefSeq and is a predicted model, not a curated record. The transcript has 2 exons. Gene Ontology annotation, molecular function: hydrolase activity. Bases 1 to 777 code for a protein of 258 amino acids.